This is a messenger RNA of Nestor notabilis (Kea), 1659 nucleotides long. It is a transcript of the gene MMP9, whose product is annotated as matrix metallopeptidase 9 (gelatinase B, 92kDa gelatinase, 92kDa type IV collagenase). NCBI's taxonomy places the organism in Eukaryota, Metazoa, Chordata, Aves, Psittaciformes, Psittacidae. Gene Ontology annotation, biological process: collagen catabolic process; extracellular matrix organization; proteolysis. Gene Ontology annotation, cellular component: extracellular matrix. Gene Ontology annotation, molecular function: metalloendopeptidase activity; zinc ion binding. The record is from RefSeq and is a predicted model, not a curated record.
UGCGGCGUGCCCGAUGUUGGAACCUUCCUCACCUUCGAGGGGGACCUCAAAUGGGACCACAUGGACCUGACAUACCGGGUGAUGAAUUACUCCCCUGACCUGGACCGUGCCGUGAUCGAUGAUGCCUUCAAGCGGGCGUUCAAAGUGUGGAGCGAUGUGACCCCCCUCACCUUCACCCAGAUAUACAGUGGCGAGGCGGACAUCAUGAUCAUGUUUGGCAGCCGAGAACACGGGGACGGGUACCCCUUCGAUGGCAAGGAUGGGCUCUUGGCUCACGCCUUUCCCCCUGGCCGCGGCAUCCAGGGUGAUGCCCACUUUGAUGAUGAUGAGCUCUGGACACUGGGAACCGGCUUAGUGGUGAAGAGGAACGCCAGCGGGGCUGCCUGCCACUUCCCCUUCAUCUUCGAGGGCCGCUCCUACUCACGGUGCAUCACGGAGGGGCGCACAGACGGGCUGCCCUGGUGUGCCACAACCGCCAGCUACGACCGCGACAAGAAAUACGGCUUCUGCCCCAGCGAGCUCCUCUACACCAACGGUGGCAACAGCGACGGGGCCCCCUGUGUCUUCCCUUUUGUCUUCGAUGGCACCUCCUACAAUGCCUGCACCACGGACGGGCGCUCCGACGGCUAACGCUGGGGGGCCACCACCCCCACAAUCGGCCAAGACAAAAAUGCCUGCACCAGCCAGGGCCGGCAGGAUGGCAAGCUCUGGUGUGCCACCACCAGCAACUAUGACACCGACAAGAAGUGGGGCUUCUGCCCUGACAGAGGUUACAGCAUCUUCCUAGUGGCUGCCCAUGAGUUCGGGCACUCGCUGGGGCUGGACCACUCCAGCGUGCGUGAGGCCCUGAUGUACCCCAUGUACAGCUAUGUCCAGGACUUCCAGCUGGACCCAGAUGAUGUCCGGGGCAUCCAGUACCUCUAUGGUCAUGGCUCUGGCCCCGAGCCCACCGCUCCUGCGCCCGCGCCCACUGAGGAACCCCAGCCCCUGCCCACAGAGGCUGGCAGCACCUCCACCACUGAGGAGGAGGAGGAGGAGAUACCGACACCCACGGCUGAGCCCAUUCCUGUGGACCCCAGCCGGGAUGCUUGUGUGGAGAAGAACUUUGAUGCUAUCACAGAGAUCAACGGGGAGCUGCAUUUCUUCAAGGAUGGCAAAUACUGGACCCUCUCAUCCUUCUGGGAUUCGGGCAUCCAGGGCGCCUUCUCCACUGCAGACGCGUGGCCUGGCCUCCCGGCUGUCAUCGAUGCCGCUUUCCAGGAUGUGCUCACCAAGAGGGUCUUCUUCUUUGCUGGUCGGCAGUUCUGGGUAUUCUCUGGCAAGAGCAUGCUGGGCCCCCGGGGCAUCGAGAAGCUGGGCAUCGGGAGGGAAGCCGGGCGCAUCUCGGGGGCCCUGCAGCGGGGCCGCGGCAAAGUGCUUCUCUUCAGCGGGGAGAGCUACUGGAGGCUGGAUGUGAAGGUGCAGAGGGUGGACAAGGGCUAUCCCCGCGCCACCGACGACAUCUUCACUGGCGUCCCCCUUGAUGCACGCAAUGUCUUUCUCUACCAAGACAAGUACCACUUCUGCCGCGGCAGCUUCUACUGGAGGAUGACACCGCGCUAUCAGGUGGACCGGGUGGGCUACGUCAAGUACGACAUCCUGCAGUGCCCCCAGCACUGA